AGGUGCUGAAUUGGACGGACGCUGAUGCAAUGCUUUGUUUGUGGUCUUGUCCAUUCCAUUUGUUGCGCGCGACGACGCGUGGGUAGCUGGUUUUGGGUUUAUCUUCUUGAGCAUGUUGUAGGGAAGGACAGAGCAGAGAAGUGGCCGAAUCGAAUUCGUGUUCUCUGUCACUGCUGAUGAUCUGACAUUGCUAUAGGAGCGAGUGAGGGCACGAAUUCGAGCUUUCAUCAACAACCAGGGCGUAUAUCACUUCGAUUACGAGGUCAUCAGCAUGUUGUCAGCUUGCAGGGCUGCGGCUGCUACCCUAAGGCUCUCGCGUGCCCCUAUUUCUCAUCCAGGCGCAGGAGCAGCAUGGACACAAUUAGGGCAACGAGCUGGCAUGAAAACUGCAGGCGACGAUACAGACACACAUGAUGAUUUUAAGCCCGUUGUGAAAGCAGAGAAUGCGACUCUGUCCGUUCAAGAACACAUAGAGAGGGACAUCAAGGACAACCGGGUAAUGGUAUACAUGAAGGGUGUCCCUGAAGCCCCUCAGUGCGGAUUUAGUGCGAUGGUUGUUCGUAUUCUACAAGAGUAUGGAGUGUCGUACAAUUCUAGAAACGUCUUGGCAGAUCCUCAACUUCGAGAUGGCAUCAAGCAGUUCAGUCGGUGGCCGACCAUUCCCCAAGUUUUCAUCAAUGGAGAAUUUGUUGGAGGUUCUGAUAUCCUCAUCAGUAUGCAUCGGUCUGGGGAGCUGGAAAGUUUAUUGAAAGAGACUAGCGCUAAGGAUACCAAGGAAACUUGAGUGCUCAAAGUAGGCAGGCUGAGACACUGGAUCUAGUGGAACUGUUCGGAGAGGUCGCUGCUUAUUCAAGUGACAGGUUCGCUCUAAUCCAAAAAGUGCGAAUGGAGAUCGAUCUAUUACAUAUGGUUUGCCGUCUUGUGUACGAAGCAGUAGACGGACCUGUUGUGUCCAGCCGACUCUGCCUGAUGUCGAUCUAGCUUCCCUACAUCAGCAGAGAGGUGAUGUAUUGUGGCUCUAUUUUCGUCGGCAUUGAGAUUCUAGAGAAAAUAUAGAAACUUGGGACGACAAAGUAAUGUGACCAGUUCGUCAUUUUUGUAGGCGGUGAGGCCAGCGGGAUCUGGUCUAUUUAAGUGUACAUUGUGUAAAAUAUACCGCCGUAAUUCCC
Molecule: messenger RNA, 1169 nt
Organism: Marchantia polymorpha subsp. ruderalis
Lineage: Eukaryota; Viridiplantae; Streptophyta; Marchantiopsida; Marchantiales; Marchantiaceae
Source: the annotation of a GenBank genome assembly